Oryza sativa Japonica Group (Japanese rice) is the source of this 1235-nucleotide messenger RNA. Lineage: Eukaryota; Viridiplantae; Streptophyta; Magnoliopsida; Poales; Poaceae. The record is from RefSeq and is a predicted model, not a curated record.
CAACAACUCUCAGGUGCGUUCGAUGCGUGGCCUCGACGUGGCAACGUCGAGCCUCGUCUUCACUUCCUGCCAGCUGCAUCGCCUCCUCCCCAUUACGACUUCUGAUCCGGGCAAAUCGAGGGAACGAGCUCCGGCUGCUCCUUUCUUCCUCAUCUCCAUCGUCGGCCACCAAGAAGACGAAGGUCGCCAACGAAAUAGAGCAGCGGCCGUUUCAUCUUCUUUUGCGUUCCUUAAUCUAGUCUCGAUGCCGGUUCCAUCCCCUCUAAUCUCAGCCCCUAUCAUGCAGUGGUUUUAUGGGAACGCGGACCUCGCCAUCGUUGCUCCGGGUUCACGUCGUCGUUCCAACCGAACUGAACCACCACAAGCCGAACCCUUGCGCCACCAGGGUCGCCUCGACGUCCCCUUCAAGAUUCCUCAAGAACCACAUGGAUCGGUGAAUCGAGGAGGGAGAUCGGCGUCAUCUUCUCCAACUCCGGCCGCCGGCAUCGAUCUUCGAUUCCUGCCACUUCGCUCAUCGUCCCGUUCGAGCUGUCGUCGUUCACCCGCGGAAGGACGCCGUCGCCAAGCGGUUCCGCAAGUCGCCGCUGCUGCCAAGACCUCGACAACCCUCGUUAGACUCACAAUAAUUGCAUAAGCGGUGAAGGAAUGGAUUAGGUGCAAACAUUUCUCAAUAUCAAGGCAAGUUCUCCUCCCAUCCUUUGAACACAUUGAAUCCCAUGAUUUGAGGAAUGAAAAUAUUUGUUUGCAAAGUUGCAUAUGAACUUAAACUAUACCGAUAUUUAAAAUUGGGAUAAGGUAGUUAUGACCUAUCUGCUGCAUACCCUACCUUCAAUAAUUGUGAUCCUUGCUGCUUAAACCCCUAGAAAUGGUUAGAGUACACUCUUUGUGCUCAAAUAGGUUUAUAUAUGCUCUAUGUCCAACUACUUGCUUAGCCAUGCUUAGAAACAUGCAAAUGCUCAUUCCAUCUAUAAUUAAAAUAUGAUUUUGACGCAUGAACCUUUGCUGGAAUAAAAUGAAUAUGAUAGGUAUUUGUGAACUAAAAUAAGUAAAAUGUGAUUUUAGACUUGGGCGGCAAGUGGUGUGCAUAUGAUGUUAGUUGCAUACCGAUAGGGGGAGUGUUUGCCCGAGUCCGUAAGGACUGAACUUGUGUCACCAACUUAAAGUUAUUCGUACAUCCACAUGUGCUAGUAUGGGAUGGACUAAGCUGAUUAAUCUAUUUAGAACUAGCCUUGCAU